Messenger RNA from Coccomyxa subellipsoidea C-169, 2367 nucleotides. RefSeq lists its product as hypothetical. The coding region runs from base 1 to 2367 and encodes 788 amino acids. Gene Ontology annotation, molecular function: protein binding. The transcript has 8 exons. The record is from RefSeq and is a predicted model, not a curated record. NCBI's taxonomy places the organism in Eukaryota, Viridiplantae, Chlorophyta, Trebouxiophyceae, Coccomyxaceae.
AUGGUUGUGCUCACAUGCAGCUACGACGACGGGUCCGGCUCUGAGGCUGGCGACGAAGAAGCGCAUGAGGGAGCUUCCGGAGCUCGGGAUGAUGGACGUGCGUCAGAGGAUGGCGACAGCAAUAUGGACGCAGAGCUCGCCAAUUUCAUGGAGGAGCUUGAAUCGAGCGGCCUUUUGAAGGAGGGCGACAACCCUGGGCACCCUCCAUCAGGCGAACAGGACGAUCAGGUCACUGCUGCUCCAGCCGAGGAGGCUCCCAGCAGCUCGGCGGCUGUUGAGGAGCCGCAGGCAGAGAAUGGGCACAGCGACAGGAUCCCGGAUGCUGAAGCUGCAGCAGGAAACUCUGGCACUGUACAGGCAGAGCAGCGCGUGUUGGGGUCGCUGGAGGGCUGCCUCGGCUGGCAUGAGGUCAUGGACAUGGGCAGUGGCAAGGUGUAUUUUUGGAACGAGGACACUGAUGAUGUGGCCUGGGACCCCCCAGAGGGCUCUGUGCCGCGCAGCAAGCAGCAGAACGACGCCACCUUUGCCGAGGCACACGCGGUGCCCGAGCCCGACGCCAUCAGUGGUGACGCCCUCAGCUCCCCGCCUGCCGCGGAGCCAGCAGUGCGCAGCGCAGAGCCGGCUGUGGGUGAUCCACCUGAUGAGAGCACGCCGGCUGAGGAAGCCCGGCCUGGGACGUCGGGAGGCGCAAAUGAGCUGCCGGAUGAGCCGGCCGCUCGGAGUGACCAGGAGGAGGGAGAGAUCGAUGAGCAGGCUGCUGCAGUGGAGAGGCCGGCCGAGGAGGUGGGCACAGCUGGGGAGGAGCUGCUGGCCAGCGCCUGGGAGGCGGCUGAGCGCAUCUGUGGCCCCAUGCCGCUGCUGGUGCGGCUGGCCGUGGAGGUCGAGGUGCGGCUGCGCGACUGGAGGGCGUUCUCGGACGCGCAGAGGCGUGCGGCGGACUCCGGUGACCUCGGUGGGGCGCUGUCGUGGGCAAUGUACCAGCGCUCGGUGCAAGAGAGCUGGCGCACCCUGCAGGCUGCUAUGCCCAUGGCCCUGCAGGAAGCCGAGGCCGGCCUGGCUGCUGCGACUGCGGCGAUGGCGGAUACAACCGCAGCGGCCGCGGGCGCAUCCCAGGCUCCUGAAGCGGCGGAGGACGGGGAGAUUCCUGACGGCACAACAGCCCCCGCAGCAGCUCCCCGGAAUUCCCCAGAUCUGAGGGAGGUUCCUGCGCCGGCCGACCCUGCGGAGCCAGCUGACUUGCCUCAGCCGUCGCAGCCACCACUUCCAGCGAAUGAAGCAGACAGCGACGUUGACAUGGAACUGGACGACACUCCGGCACUGCCACAGCCCACCAGUCAGCCACAGCUGCCGCAACCAGCUGCAACAGACCCAAGCACGAGCGCGGCGCUGGCGCACAUCAACAGCAGGAUCGCGGCAGCUAGCGCGGCAGCCGGGGCCCAGCCGGCGGUGCCGUCAAUGCCGGUGCGGCUGCCUGCGCCCGCUGCGCAGUGGCCUGGCUACUACGUACCGUACGCCCACUACAUGCAUCCCCAGCCGUUCUACGUGCCGCAGCCGCUUGGCUCCCAGAGUAGUGCAGAUGCAGGAGUGCUGCAGCCGCCAGCAGGAGAGCAGGAGGGGAAAAGGAAGCGCGAGAAGGCCACUGUGGGGAUUGGGCCGCUAGCAAAGAAGAAGAAGGCACUGAAAGGGAGCAAGGCCACCUCCUCCCUCAUCGACAAAUGGGCGGCCGUGCGCAAAGAUCUGGUUGAGGCCGAGGAGGAAGAUGAGGUGCUGGAUGCUGAUGCGCUGGAGCGGAAGAGGCUGCGAGAGGCUGAGGAGUGGCGCUUGAAGCAGCUCAGGGCUGGAGUGAGCUCUGAGGACAACUCAAACUUCCAGCCGCUAGCUGUGGACUGGAGGGAGAAGCUGAAGACAACAAAGGCUGCUGCCGAGAAGAAGCGGAAGCCAGUCAGUGCCCAGCAAGCGCCGGUGACCUACACCGAGAAGCCAGAUCUGGAGGCCCUGUCAGUGGGCCUUCCUGCCGGCUGGAAAGCUCUGUGGGACAAGGCCAGCAAGGAAGUCUAUUAUGCCAACCCCAAAACAAAGGAGAGCGACCAAAAGGCUGCAGAAAGAGUGGGCGCAGCAGACAUCCUAAUGCAGGAUGAGCCGCCCUGGUCUUCACAGAUCUACAGCGCUCCUGUUCCACGGGCGCGCUGCAUCAACCGGCAGAUGUCGCUCUCUCUGCGCAAGCAAGAGGGGGACGAAGUCGCCCUCGGGCGCGGCAUCGGAGAAGCUGCAAGCAGCCAGGCGGCACAUGCAAGCAUGCUGGUGCUGCCUGACUCGCCGCCGAGUAACUCCACUGGCACUGCGACCCCUGUGGCGCCUGCAGGGUAG